AUGUCCGAUAACUUACGUUACUCAUUUGCAUCAUUGGCCAUACCGCGCAACCUAUCGGCAAAAAUCAAAAUGCUCAAUCAAUACUGCGACAUCCAAACGGUCGACACAGCGAAACAUUCGUAUAUCUUCGCGCAGAAUGUGUCAAUCCCUUUAAGAACUGGGGGAUUGCUUCGCUGUAACGUUUAUAAGCCGCGAGAGACAGAAGAAGGAAACAAGUAUCCCGUUCUUGUCACGUACGGGCCGUACGGCAAGGAUGUCCCUUAUGAGCAGUUUAACCCUAAGAGCUUCGCAGAAGUAGAUCCAGCUCAUCAGACAGAGCAUUCUGCAUGGGAGACGCCUACACCCCAGUACUGGACCGACCACGGCUAUAUUGUCGUGCGAGUGGAUGAGCCUGGUAUCGGACAGUCUCCAGGCAAGGUCCAUGUCAAAUCCGCGACUUCCAUUGAUGGAUUCUGUGACGCUAUCGAAUGGGCUGCUAGCCAACCUUGGUCUUCUGGGAAGGUCGGCCUCCUCGGGAUCAGCUACUAUGCUGCCACACAGUGGCAGGUUGCGGCUCGGCAGCCUAAAGGCUUAGCAGCGAUAGUACCAUGGGAAGGAUUUUCUGACGCCUACAAUGAAUCAUUGCGGCAUGGCGGCAUCCUCUCAAAUAAGUUCUUCUCUAUGUGGUACGAGCGUCAGGUCGCGCCGAAUCAGUAUGGGCUUCCGGGGAGAGCGGCGCGCAAUUGGGGUCCUGAUACUGUUGAUGGCGACCUCAGUCCCGAGGAGUUAGAUGCAAACCGCCACAAGGCCGUAAUGCAUGAGCAGCGAUACCGCGAUGACAAAGAGAUCUCGUCGAUGAACUUCAAUCUUGAAGAUGUCACGGUUCCCCUUCUCAGCGUUGCUAAUCUCGGUGGUAUUCUUCUGCAUCUUCGAGGAAAUGUGAUGGGAUAUCUCUGGUCUGGAUCUGAAUUCAAAUAUCUUCGAUUCAUUGUUGGACGCCAUGAUCUGCCUUUCUACUACCCUGAAGAAGUAGAGAUACAAAGGAGCUUCCUCGAUGCUUGGCUAAAGGGACAUGACCGAGAAGGCUGGACGAAAAAGGGGGCUCUUCCACCAGUAGAUUUGAUUCUUCGAAAGGGAAACGUCGGAUACAAUAACCCCACAGCGGAAAAACAGUUCCUUCGUCGUAAAGAGAAGGAAUGGCCAUUGGCCAGGACACAAUACACCCCCAUUUACUUAACAGCGGAUAAUGGCCUACAGCGUGACCAGCCACCCCAGCCAGCGCCAAAGAAACUGUCCUACAGCGCGCUGGGCAAGGCAAAUGCCUCUGACAUGUUGACUUUUCAAUCGGCUCCCUUCGAAAAGGAAACAGAAAUUACCGGGCACAUUGUGGCUCACCUCAACGUAUCCGUCAGCAGAGAUAAUUGGGGAAAUUCGCCCUCAGAUUUAGACUUGUUCCUCAGUCUACGUCAUAUAUCACCAUCUGGUGAUGAGAUAUCCUACACAGGCUCCACCGGAGACCCUGUCCCAGUCACCAAGGGCUGGCUCCGUGUUUCUCUCCGCAGGACCGACCCUCAGCACCCGCACCACCGGCCAUGGUUGCCGUAUCGCAACUACUACUCCACGGAUGUUCUACCCGUAAUUCCCGGCGAGGUGUAUCCCGUGGACAUAGAAUUGUGGCCAACUAAUGUAGUCGUCGAGACUGGAGGCCGGCUUGUGCUAGAGGUGAGCUCUGGGGACACUGCAGGAACUGGGAUCUGGGGUCACGACGAUCCUAUUGACAGGGCGGAGGCUGUCUUCAAAGGUCUUAACCAUAUCCAUUUCGGGCCCCAUUAUGCCAACUAUAUCACCCUCCCAAUCAUUCCUAACGAGGAGUCUUCGUAA
Molecule: messenger RNA, 1860 nt
Organism: Aspergillus oryzae RIB40
Lineage: Eukaryota; Fungi; Ascomycota; Eurotiomycetes; Eurotiales; Aspergillaceae
Product: CocE/NonD family hydrolase
Exons: 4
Coding region: 1-1860 (619 amino acids)
Molecular function (GO): dipeptidyl-peptidase activity
Source: RefSeq, a predicted model, not a curated record